Messenger RNA from Tachysurus fulvidraco (yellow catfish), 3867 nucleotides. Its product is annotated as G-protein coupled receptor 22. NCBI's taxonomy places the organism in Eukaryota, Metazoa, Chordata, Actinopteri, Siluriformes, Bagridae. Gene Ontology annotation, molecular function: peptide binding; G protein-coupled receptor activity. The record is from RefSeq and is a predicted model, not a curated record. Gene Ontology annotation, biological process: G protein-coupled receptor signaling pathway. Gene Ontology annotation, cellular component: membrane. Bases 269 to 2287 code for a protein of 672 amino acids. The transcript has 2 exons.
GUGCCGUAAGAUCCCCGCUGAUGUACUCGACUGUGUGAUGCGCGAGAUCAUGACGGUCACGUCACGCGCGCGGAUGGCCAGAGCGCAGAGUGGCGCGAGGAGGAGCGCGGCGCGCCGCAGUGCCAUGUAGCCUAGCAGCGGGAGGGGGAGGAAUCCCGGCGCGUGACUCCGCGACUCCUGCACGCGGGACGAGGCUUGUCAAUCACUCAAUUAUAUGAGUGGGUGGAGCAUGACAGAUAGGUGUGGCUGGCAAUGUGUGUGACAGUGCAUGAUUGUUUCCAUGGAGACAGAUGGCAGCUUUUCCGAGGGCCCCACACUCACACUCCUACAGUCAAGCGAUGGUGUGGUGGCGGGGCUUGUUGAGACAGAGGAGGCGUGGCUCGGCUUCCGGGCCACAGUGAGUGCUGUGCUGCUUUUGGAGUUUCUGCUAGGUGUUGGCGGGAACCUGACAGUGUUGGUGUUGUACUGUGGCCACUGUAGCCUUCUUGAGUCAGUUAGCCAUGCUGUCACACUCAGCCUACACACGCUUGAUCUGUUGCUCUGUCUGCUUUGCCUGCCCAUCACUGCAAUUCUCCUCCUUAUGGGUGGAGCAUCUAGCCCUCAUCAUGUCCUGCUCUGCUGUCUACAUGAAUCAGCAGCCACCUUUGCCAGUGUAGGAACGGCACUCAACCUGCUGCUCAUUAGUCUUGAUCGCUAUGACAUCAGUGUCCGUCCAGCCAAUCGUCUGCUUACGCCACGGAGAGCGGCAUUUUUGCUAUUCGGAGUGUGGAUGGUGUCUUUAACCUUGCCAGUCUUGCCAUUUGUAGAGGCAGGGCUCGGUGCUGGGGCAACAGAUAGAGCACCUGUUUACUCAAAUAGCACUUUGUUGUGUUCUCAACUAGUAGGGACUCUUCAAGCUCACCUCUUUCUGCAGGCUCCCAUCUUCCUGUGCUCAUUGGCCGUAAUGUUGUUUACUUACUUACGCAUCUUGCAGGCCCUGCGCAUUCGCAUCGGACAUCCAGCGAGAGCUCAAAAAGGUAGCACACAACUCGUCCGGCGCCCCUGGCAGCGUCGUAAGAAGUCUGCACGGUCACCAGAUAAAAUGGCAAAGACUGUAUCUGUCUCUCCACCUCCCCUAUCUACUGGACCACUUGUGGCCUCAGACACCAUUACCACAGUGACCAUGAACACAGAGACCAACACACCAUCAGUAAACACUCCACUAAGUCUAACCCCAACUGCAGCCACUGCAGCUGCACCUUUUGUAGGCUUAUCAUUUGGAGCUGUGCCUUUGAAUCCUAUGCCUACACUGUCAACCAUAAUCAUGCCUCUAAACAUUAACCCAAAUGCUUCCACUGUCAAUCCAACCAUACCACUAAUCCCUAAUCCUACUAUAUCCACUAUAACCACCCAUCUGAACCCUAACUCAACUACACCCACCAUAACAACCCAUCUAAACCCUAACCCCAAUACAUCCACCAUAGCUAUAACAUUAAACCCUAACUCCAAUAUAUCCACCAUAACCAGCCAUACCAACCCUCACUCAGCUACAUCUACUCUAUCCUUUUCUCUAAACCCUACACUGAAUCAAGUUAAUAACACACCUACAUCCACCAUAUCCUUUCCUGUAAACCCUAACCCAACUAUAUCCACCAUAUUUGUAUCUCCGAAACCCAGCCCGUCUCCUUCCUCCCCACCUAUACCUCCAAACUACACCCCAUCCACCAUAACUAUACCGCUAAACCCCAGCCCCUCUAUAUCCACCAUAACCACACCUCUCAAGCAUACUGAAUCAACCACAGCCAUGCCAUUUAAUCCUAGUCCCACAAUAUCCACCAUGCCCUUAAAUCCCACUACUACUCAUCCUCCACCAAGUGUUGGAGUUGGGGCCUCAGUUUCAGCAAUCUUGGCUCUGCGCCGAGCUGUAAGACGUCACAGAGACCGAAGGGAAAGACAGAAACGUGUCUUCCGCAUGUCUGUCAUCAUUGUCCUCUCUUUCCUGCUAUGCUGGGCUCCUCUGUCUAUUACACCACUCAUACAUCUAGCCAUCGGUCCCUCUGAUUGGCUGGAGCACCUCAGGGUCUGCUUUCUAGUGCUUGCCUACUGGACAGUGGUGCUUCAUCCACUGCUGUAUGCGUUCACGCGGCAGAAACUGCGUAAGGUCCUGCACACACGUCUGCGCAGGCUACGCAACAAGAACAACAACACAAAGACAAUGGCUCAAGUAAAGCAGAGGCAUCGGCGCAAGCAAAGGGCAGACUGCAGCGAUGCUACAGACCGCUGCCUAAUGGAGGCUGUCCGUGAGUGACAACCUGCAGUGUGUGUCUGUAUGUGUGAGGUGCAGGGAACCAGCGGAGACAUCAACUCAUAUUGCUUGUCAACAGUUCUGUAAUUUAUUCUGUACAGCGAUAACAAGAAGCACACGUUCCAAAGCACACUGAGCUCAGAGAGAACCACAGGGCAAUGUCUAAUUAACCAUAGCCACAAUUCAGAUUUAACUCUUGUGGUGCUAGAAAACAAGAGUGUGUCAGUGAGUGUGUAAGAGAUCAGGGGCAAUAAUUUCAUAAACCAGGGCAUGCAUGGAAGAAUUUCCAUGCAGAAUAAUUCUUCUAACACUGGCAUUAUAUAAUAUGAAGUGAAGCAUUUAUUCACAUUAUAUAUAAACCUGUGUAUAUGUCAUAUGUCUAGAAUGUUCAAUAUGGAUAGAGUGCAAUAGAUAUAUUAUUGAUGUUUACGAUCAGGGAUGUAAAUACAAACUAUGAUUAAAUGAUGAUUAUUAACUUUAAGCUGAAUUUGGAAAACAAAUGCAACAGGGUCUAUGUUUAUGUAUUUGUGUCUAUAUAUAUAUAUACAUAUGUAGUAGCAUUAAAUGAUUUUCACUCAUUUGUGAUUAUUGUGUAUUUUGCAGUAGAUCAGCAAUAAGACUGAAUUCUAUAAAUAAAGUUAGAUAGUUCCUUGUUUGUUGUUCACAUUUUAACUCAUGUUUACUCCAGACGUUUGGCUGCUUUUCACCACUAACAACACAUUCAAUGAACAAAUAUUUAGAUGUUUUUUCUUUGUUUCUUUUACCCGAAUCCUUUCCACCUCUGUACCACAGGUGUGAUUUACAACAGAGAGGAAUUUCAACACAUGUCCAUGUACUGAAAAAAGAAUAGAUAUUUCUGUUUACUUCAAACUUCCUUAUCGUUGAAGUGAUUUUUGAUAUAGAUGGCGGUUUGUGCUGCACUGCAGGAGGCGCAUAGAACUUGUAGAAAUGUCAAUGUAAAUGACAUGUAGUGGUGUGAAAAUGCUUCUAUUUUUCAUUUUUUUCUAUUUUUAAGCCCUUUUCAUAAUUCAUUUUUACUAUCUGUGUAGUUAACAACUCAAACUUGUAUGCUGAACGAACAAAAUGAAAAAUCUAUGUUUUAUGGAACAAAUAUUAAAUUUUCUUCUGGUAAAGUUGUCUGUAAACAAACACUUAUUUAACCUUUAUGAAUGGAGUCUUCAGUUAGAGGUAUAGCUGCAACUUCAUAUGGCAUUUUCAGGAGAGAGGACUUGCUCAGUAGAGUGAUUAGCUCUAUAAUUAAACUUUUCUGUGAUAUUAACUUAAAGAGAGAAAAACAGAGGCUGGGUAGACAUUGACUGUUUAUAGCUGUUUAAACAUCAGCAAGAACAGGAACAAACUUGUUUCAUUGAGAUUUCAUGAUGUUAAAUGUAACUUGAAAAGGAUUAAAAUUUAAACUAUGACUUAGUUCUUAUAUUUAAUUUUAUACUUUUAGCUGGUUGUAAAUUCUAUAUGACAUCGUCAUGUGCUUAAAUUGGAAAAUCGGUGUAAUACCAUAUGGGUUAUUUUCCUGUAACAGCACAGUGUGUGUUGGGGCGUGGUUAUUGUGAAUAAAUUAUGUAGUU